GGGGGGGCGGUGCCGGGCGGCGCGCGCGGCGCAUGCGCAGACCCUCAUGUGGAGGGCGGCGGCGGCGCGCGCGGGUCGGCGUUGUCGGGAGCGCGCACGCGCCGCGAUCCCGGAGCUCCGGCGAUCUGGACCUUAACACCUUGGCUUUGCCCUUUUCCACGUGAAGCUCAGCCAUGACUGACCAAGAGUUUGUCCUCUGCAAGUGGAAGAGGCGUUUGUGGCCAGCCAAGGUUUUGUGCAAACCUGGAGUUGCUGGGGGCAGUCCUGUUGCCACCACAAAAAGGAUGGGAUUGAAAGCCGAAAUCCUUGGCUUGCAGAAGCAGGUCAGUGUGAGCUCUGCAAACGUGGUUCCCCUGACAGAGGAGAGGAUCAAGGCCAUCGCCUCCACCCUGGAGCAAAAGGAAAGCGUGAGUGAGGCCGUGGAGGAGCUGCAAUAUCGCUGCUCCCUUAAACUUGCCCUGGACAUUCUCCAUCAGACUGACUCCAGCAGUGACAUGGCACCUGCAGAGGGACCAAAUCCCGAAUUUUCCCGGGAGAAAUCUGCCCCCCCCACCCCCUUCCACAGCUUCUUGUUGCGCUCUCGCUCCAAAAAGUCAGAACCUGAGGCUGCCAAGAGGAAAAGAAAACCCCAGAAUAACUGUGGGGUGAAGGAUGAUCCCAAAGCACGCAGCCAGGGGGGCUCUGUGGCUCCAGGGGGGAGUGGAAAAGCACCUGGGAGGGGCACAAACCCUGCCAGGGCACCUGGGAGGGGCACAAACCCUGCCAGGUGUGGUGCCAGGAACUCGAGUGUGGCACCAGCUCCUGACAGUCACAACUGCAGAGAACCAGAGCCAAAAUCAUCACCCAGACAGAGGAAAAUCCAGCCCAAAGUGGGGAGUGGAGCCUCCUGUAAGGCAGAGGUUGGAAGAAGUCAGCAAGGAAGGAAAAGAAGAUGUAGGGAUGAUUCCCCCCAGGAUCAAGCACAGCUGGCUCCUGAGGAGGGCUCUCCCUCUGUCCCCUCUAAAUCUGGCACUGUGGAAGCUUCCAGAAAGACAGGAACUCAGCCUGGGAGAACAUUCCUGGAUUCCUCCUGUGAAACUGCCUCGGAUGAGCUGGAGAAAAGCAUCAGCAGUGAGAGUGAGAGCCUGGCAAAGCAGCUGGAUGGGAGGAGAGAGGCAGAGGGUGGAAAACACCUGGAUGGGGCAGCUGUGGCCUCGGGCACAGACAGGAAAUGCAGGAGCCAGCCCGGAUCCUCACCUGGGCCUUCUGGUGCCUUCCCUCAGCCUCAGGAGGAGGAAAACCAGGAUGGGAAUAGAGCCCCUGACUCUGAGGAAGAUGAAGGGCUGGAAGCCUCUGGGAUGUUUUCCAGGAGAGUUUCCUCAGAAAGCCUCCCUCCACUCUCCCCUCUGGCAGAUGAAGAGGAGGAAGAUUUCCCAAGUGUUCUGUCCCAUCGAGAACCCAAAUUCUUCGAGGAAGGGAUGUUGGUGUGGUGCAAGCUGCGGCGGUAUCCGUACUGGCCAGCCGUGGUAAAAGCAGUGAAGAGGAAGCACCGGAGGGCCUGUGUGCUCUUCAUAGAUGGCACCACAAAUGAGAAGAAAAAAGGUUUCUCAGUGUCUCUGAAGAGCCUGAAGCACUUUGACUGUGAGGACAAGCAGGAGCUCAUUGAACGAGCCAAGGAGAACUAUUCCAGGGAAAUCGAGUGGUGCCUGCAGCUGAUCCGGGACUACCGCAUCCGCGUGGGCUGUCAUUCUUUCACUGGGUCCUUCCUGGAGUAUUUUGCUGCUGAUAUCAGCUACCCAGUGAGGAAGGAGGGAUACCAGAGUGUGGUGCAGAUGGCAUUCCCAAACACAGGGGAGGAAGAGGCUGGGCAGUCUUCCUCAGACACCUCCCCCCAGAAGCCCCCGAGGAAGCUCCUCCCUGACAGGACCAGAGCUGCCAGGGACAGGGAGAACAAGAAGCUGGUGGAGUUCAUAGUGAAGACCAAAGGGGCUGAAGAGCAUCUCCUGGGCAUCCUGAAAAGUGGGAAACAAUCCCGCUGGCUGAAGAAAUUCCUGAAUUCCAGCCGGUACAUGACCUGUGUGGAGACUUACCUGGAGGAUGAGGAGCAGCUGGACCUGGUGGUUGGCUACCUGAAGGAGGUGUACAGGGAGAUGGACACCAAGAACCUGCACCAGAUCCUGGGGGAUGGCAUCAGGUUCAUCUCAGAUGUGCUUUUACCUGAGGCCAUCAUCUGUGCCAUUGCUGCUGUGGAUGACAUUGAUUAUGAGAAGGCAGAAGAGAAGUACAUUAAAGGCCCACCUGUGAGCAAAAGAGAGAGAGAGUUGUUUGAUGAACAAAUCCUGGGAAGCAAAAAGCUCAAGACUGAGGCAGAGCCUGCAGAGAGCUGAGGAGAGGCCAGGGCUGUCCUGGGGCCAGCUGUAAAUAACCAGUGGUGCUUUGUAUAAAACGUGGCAUUCUUUGUAAAGUCUGUGUGUACAUCCCCAAAUGCUCUGCUCCCUGCUGCUUCCAUGGCCUCACUGUGUUCAGGAUCCACUGCAUCCUCACCCCUCAGUGCCCUCCUGGGGGCUGCCAGAGACCCCCAGGGCUGUGCAGAGCUGCUGCUGCUGCUCCACCACUUCCACGUGGGUUCUUUUAGCCAAACACCCGACCUGGGCAGGGAUCUUGUCCUGCUUUGGGCUCCUUGCUCCUGAUCCAACCAGGGAAGGCUCCUGGGGGUUCUCCCUUCCUGCCUCGUGCGUCUCCAAGGGUGGGAAAUCAGAGCUGCCACCUGGAUCACCAAGAUUUGGGCUCUUCUUUUGUAAAAUUCCAUGGAGAAGGAAUCCAGGUUUGCUUAAACAGAAACAUUUCCUCUGACUGAAUCAGUGGAAUGCUGGAUUGUUGCCUCCUCUGAAUUUUGGGAGGCUUUUAAUUGUGGUUUUGGUUUUUUUUUUUUCUCAUCUAAAUUCCCAAUUUAAUCCUGCCCAGUUCCCUGCUCACCUUUGUUGGAGCUGUGGCACAUGGAAGCAGUGUCACCAAGAACUAAUUAAUGAUGAGUAAUGAUAAAUGAUACAUAAAACCCCCUGAUUAGGGUUUCUCUGUGAUAAUGAACUGUGAUCUCCUUGCUUGUCCAAUAAAACCCAAGAUGAUUUGAAAUGAAGAGGUUGAAAUUGGGAUCCAGAUGUCUAUCCUGGCUGUAGUAAUUAUCUGAAUAUAUUUUAAUUACACUUUUAAUUGCUCUGUGCUCUCUAAUGAGUUUUUCCAUGAAAUCCUUAUUCCUGUUAUCUCAAGUACCUCAGUUACAGGGCCAGGCCAGGAAGUGAGGGUUUAUUAAAGCCUGGGAGGAGGGAUAAUGAAUUUUGUGGGAUGGGAUAAAAAAUUAAUGAUGGAGUUAACUCAGAGCUGUGAGUGGCACUUUCCCUUUGGAGAUGAGGGGCUGGGGGGGACUGCUCUGGGUAAUUUGGAGGUGGGGGUGAACUUCCCCCUCCUUUCCAUGAACCCUGUGUUCCCUUUUCCAUCAAAACUCCUCGGGUGCUGCUCGGAUCCUGCUCCAGACCAGAACCACCUCCCUGCAGCUGUGAAUCCUGGAAUGGUUUGGGCUGGAAGGGCCCUCAAACCCCAGCCAGGGGCAGGGACAGCUCCAGUGUCCCUGGGUGCCCCAGGGAUGGUCCUGGCCUUGUCCCACCCCUGGGCACCAGGCUCAGCCUCAGCGUGUACCAAGCACGUGGACUUAAUAAAGUGAAUCAUCAACA
Passer domesticus (house sparrow) is the source of this 3707-nucleotide messenger RNA. RefSeq names its product PWWP domain containing 3A, DNA repair factor (gene PWWP3A). Lineage: Eukaryota; Metazoa; Chordata; Aves; Passeriformes; Passeridae. The record is from RefSeq and is a predicted model, not a curated record. The transcript is spliced from 15 exons. Bases 174 to 2366 code for a protein of 730 amino acids.